UGCAGCCACUACCCCCGUCCGCGAUGGUGGCCCGCUCUCCCGCUCGGCACGGAGGCGGCGGCGGCCGGCGCUGGCCGCGGGCGGCCGCCUGGCUGUGGCUGGCGGCGGCGCUGGGCGCCGUGUGGCCGCCGCGGGGCUCGCUGGUGCAGGGCCGGCGGCUGAUCUGCUGGCAGGCGGUGCUGCAGUGUCAGGGGGAGCCCGAGUGCAGCUACGCGUACAACCAGUACGCCGAGGCGUGCGCCCCGGUGCUCCUGCAGCAGCAGCCGGCGGCGGCGGGCGGCGGGGACGGCCCGGCGGGCGCUGCGGGCGCGGCCGCCUCGUCCCGGCGGCGGUGUCCCAGCCACUGCAUCGCGGCGCUCAUCCAGCUCAACCACACCCGGCGGGGCCCGGCGCUGGAGGACUGCGACUGCGCGCAGGACGAGAACUGCCGCGCCACCAAGCGCGCCAUCGAGCCGUGCCUGCCCCGCACCAGCAGCCCCGCGGGCGGCGGCCCCGGCGGGCCCGGCCCCGGCGGCCCCGGCGUCAUGGGCUGCACGGAGGCGCGGCGGCGCUGCGACUGGGACAGCCGCUGCAGCCUGGCGCUGAACCGCUACAUGACCUACUGCGGGAAGCUGUUCAACGGGCUGCGCUGCACGCCCGAGUGCCGCGCCGUCAUCGAGGACAUGCUGGCCGUGCCCAAGGCCGUGCUGCUCAACGACUGCGUCUGCGACGGGCUGGAGCGGCCCAUCUGCGAGUCGGUCAAGGAGAACAUGGCCCGCCUCUGCUUCGGCGCCGACAUGGGCGGUAACGGCGCGGGCAGCAGUGGCGGCUCGGACGGCGGCCUGGAGGAGUACUACGACGAGGACUACGAGGAGGAGCCGAGCCAGAAGGGGAGGGACGACGCGGAGGACAAUGCGGGCGCCGAGCCCGGCUUCCCCGUGCAGGCGGAUAACGCCGGCCGGCCCGCCGGGGCGGCCGGGGCGCUGCUCGCCUCCAUCUUGGUGCCGCUGCUGCCGCGGCUCUAGCGGCCCUCCCUUCCCCACGCCUCCCUGCCUGCUUCCCACCGCUGCCUCCCUCCAUCCCUGCCUCCCUCCCCAUCCCCUUCGCCGGGCCGGG
This is a messenger RNA of Oenanthe melanoleuca, 1095 nucleotides long. RefSeq names its product growth arrest specific 1 (gene GAS1). Gene Ontology annotation, biological process: negative regulation of mitotic cell cycle. NCBI's taxonomy places the organism in Eukaryota, Metazoa, Chordata, Aves, Passeriformes, Muscicapidae. The transcript has a single exon. Bases 24 to 1004 code for a protein of 326 amino acids. The record is from RefSeq and is a predicted model, not a curated record.